AACAAUGGCGUCUGUUUUGUUUACUAUUGUUUGAUUUUUAGCUUAAACUUGUUUUGAAUUUUAUUUACGUAAAAUGUCGCAUAACUACGAGAGUAACAUUGCAAAUGUGAUACAUUUAUGCCGGACUUGCCUUACCACCGGAGCCAACGUACGUCUAAUGACGUAUGAAGAAAUAAAUACGUAUAAACUCAUAAUGAAUGAGUUAAACAACAGUUGGGAAGAUUUGUACACUUGUAUCAAUUGUAGUUUUUUACUCUCAAAGAUAUCAAAAUUCAUUAAGCAAUGUCGAGAAGCCAAUAUUCUGUUCAACAAAUGUUUGAAUCAGGACUUAAAACCAAAAUUAAUGAACCCCAAAUCAAGAUUUAAUCUAAUCUCAGAAGCACCCGUACAUCACUACAUAGGUCCAAAUUGGGAUGCGAGUGAUGAUGAUUUUAACAAUGAUGAUGUGCCGUUGUCGAAUUUUGUCAACGGUGAUGUAAAAGUGGAGAAGGUUAGGAAGAAGAAGAGGAAGAAAUUAAAAAAUGAGGACCCCAAAUUAGGAACUGAUGAAGAAAUGCCUAUGAAGGCCGAACAAGAUUUAAGUGAAUCUAGUCAGGGGCCUGAUGCUUACGAUAUCAUCAUGGAGGGUCCAACGCCAGAACCUACAAAAUCAAGAAGACAGAAGGUAGUAAAAGAGGGUUUUACUUCUAGAAUGGUGCAGGAAACAGAUGAGUAUGUGGUCAUCAAGCUGACUAAAGAACAGGUAUUACAAGAAAUGAAGGAGAGAUCUAAAAGCAUAGAGUACCAGAGGACCUUGUUCAAAUGCGAGAAAUGCGUCAAAGGAUUCAAUUUCGAAGAUGUCUUAAAAUCGCACAUGCAGAAACAUUCGCAGGAAAAUGGUACAUAUUUAUGUGAAAUAUGUACACAAUACUGCCCGAGCGUCGUUUCACUGCGUGGCCAUAUGAAAUCACAUACUACCAGAUAUUCGUGCAAAGUGUGCAGGCUGCAGCGCGGAUCGAGGCAACACUUGCUGGAGCAUCACUCGCUCGCGCACACCGCACUUGCUGCGCACUAUCGCUGUCGACGCUGCACUUACACUACCCAUAAGCGCACCGUGAUGCAGCGUCACGCGAGGUCUCACGGACCCCGGGAGAGGCUCGCCUGCCCGCGCUGCGGGAAGCUGUUCCUCAACGUGGAAACGCUGCGUGUCCACACCACACGUCACGACAAAUCGAAGCGGUUACAAUGUGAACAGUGCAACAGGAUGUUCAUUUAUCCAUCGAUGCUGCACAAGCAUAUACAGGCUGUUCACGUAAGGAAGGAUUACUAUUGCGUGGAGUGUGACAUCAAAUUUAAAUCAAGGGAUAACUUAAGACUACAUUUCAAGAAAGCAAAAAGACACCGAGAUGCAGUCUCUCAUCAGUAA
Molecule: messenger RNA, 1405 nt
Organism: Achroia grisella
Lineage: Eukaryota; Metazoa; Arthropoda; Insecta; Lepidoptera; Pyralidae
Product: zinc finger protein 555-like
Exons: 10
Coding region: 74-1405 (443 amino acids)
Biological process (GO): regulation of transcription by RNA polymerase II
Cellular component (GO): nucleus
Molecular function (GO): DNA-binding transcription factor activity, RNA polymerase II-specific; RNA polymerase II transcription regulatory region sequence-specific DNA binding
Source: RefSeq, a predicted model, not a curated record